Molecule: messenger RNA, 797 nt
Organism: Coffea eugenioides
Lineage: Eukaryota; Viridiplantae; Streptophyta; Magnoliopsida; Gentianales; Rubiaceae
Product: 30S ribosomal protein 3-1, chloroplastic-like
Exons: 2
Coding region: 73-624 (183 amino acids)
Biological process (GO): translation
Cellular component (GO): ribosome
Molecular function (GO): structural constituent of ribosome
Source: RefSeq, a predicted model, not a curated record
CCUACUUCCUCCCCCCAACCCCCUCUUCUCCUCUCCCUCUCUCUUUCUUUCUUCUGUUAAAUAGGAUUCACAAUGUUGUCUAUGUCACCGCAGUCUGGUAUCAAGGGCACUUUGACAUAUCCCUCCUUACCUUCCCAGAAUCCUUGUUGCGUACCUUUCCAAACCUCCGCUUCAUUGAAGUCUAGAGCUGUUUCUCCAAUUUCACCAACCAUUCUGAGCUUCAAAAGAAAGCCCUUUAGCACAAUUCAGACGCUCCAGGCUGCGGCUACAGCAGAAGAAGUUGCAACAGAAACAGAAACUCCAGCUGAGCCUUCACCCGAACCUGCAGUACAUAAAGCCGAAACGGUGGCCAAGGGAGCACAGAAGCCAAAGCCUGAGCUGGUGUUGAAGUUCAUAUGGAUGGAAAAGAAUAUUGGUCUGGCCCUGGAUCAAAAGAUACCAGGCCAUGGAGCUGUUCCUCUCAGCCCCUACUUCUUUUGGCCGAGGAAAGAUGCAUGGGAAGAGCUUAGAGCUACUCUAGAGAGCAAGUCAUGGGUAUCCCAGAAGAAAAUGAUUAUCCUGUUAAAUCAGGCAACUGAUAUCAUCAAUUUAUGGCAGCAGAGCGGCGGCAAUUUGUCUCAAUAAUAUACUGAAAUCAGUUUUUUUUUUGGUGCAAAUUUUUACUCCAGAUAUCAAAAUUCUAUUUUGCUUUUGCAGAAUUUGGGUUGUUCUCAAUACUAUAGCUUGUUAACUGCUUGUUUAGUCCUACUCUGGAUGUUUGUGAUUUCAAACAUUUACAUAACUAGGUGCUUCUUCCU